Wasmannia auropunctata (little fire ant) is the source of this 1818-nucleotide messenger RNA. RefSeq names its product putative aldehyde dehydrogenase family 7 member A1 homolog (gene Aldh7A1). The record is from RefSeq and is a predicted model, not a curated record. The transcript is spliced from 9 exons. Gene Ontology annotation, molecular function: aldehyde dehydrogenase (NAD+) activity. Lineage: Eukaryota; Metazoa; Arthropoda; Insecta; Hymenoptera; Formicidae. The coding region runs from base 207 to 1799 and encodes 530 amino acids.
AAAGUGAUAUGCUUUAUUACAAAGAUUCGAGCAAAUUGCUCGAGUAACUUAUUAUUAGUGUUGCGUUCAGAUAUCAGCGCUAAGAUAUCUUCGUGUUCUUAUCGCCUUUCUUCUCUCCCUCUUUUUCUCUCGACAAACAUGAUAACCCAAGCUAUUUAUUAACUUGGCGCUCGACAGAUCAGUCAGUCAAUAACAAGCAACUAAUAAUGUCACGUUUGUUGUUGAAAAAAGGUGGUUGCUAUAUUUCUCAAUUCCAAAUGACGAGACAUUUAGUGACCGAUCCGAGGUACGGAUUUUUAAAACAAUUAGGUAUCAACGUUGAAAAUCCCGGUCUCUACGACGGGAGAUGGGGUGGGUCUGGCAAGUUGGUAGAAUCGAUAUCGCCGGCGACCGGCAAAGUGAUAGCAAAGGUCCGCGAGUCCACGCCGCAAGAAGCUAGCAAUGCAAUAACAGAGGCACGUAAAGCGUGGCCGCAAUGGGCAUCUAUCCCGAUGCCAGCCAGGGGAGAUAUCGUACGGCAGAUUGGGGACGAGCUCAGGAGAAAUUUGGAGCCGUUGGGACGCUUAGUAUCCUUGGAAAUGGGCAAGAUAUUACCGGAGGGCAUAGGCGAGGUCCAGGAAUUCAUCGACAUAUGCGAUUACGCGGUCGGCCUGUCGCGGACGUUACCCGGCAGCCUGUUCCCGUCGGAGAGGAGGAACCACGCGCUCUUGGAAAAGUGGAAUCCCCUGGGUGUAGUCGGCGUCAUCUCCGCAUUCAAUUUUCCCAUAGCGGUGUACGGCUGGAACAGCGCUAUCGCUAUGGUCUGCGGUAACACCAUCGUCUGGAAAGAGGCGUCGAGCACACCUCUGACGGCCAUCGCGACCACCAAGAUAAUCGUGAGCGUCCUGGAGCGCAACGGUAUCCCAGGUUCCGUCGCAUCCUUGAUCACGGGCGGACCGGAUGUCGGGGAGACACUGGUGAACGAUAAACGGGUACCUCUCGUUUCGUUCACCGGAAGCACGAACGUAGGAAGGCAAGUGGCUCUCAAGAUUCAGCAAAGAUUCGGGAGAUCUCUGCUGGAGCUGGGCGGUAACAACGCAUUAAUCGUCGCACAGGAUGCCGAUUUAGAAAUGGCAGUGAGAGCAGCGGUCUUCUCGUGCGUCGGGACAGCUGGACAAAGAUGUACCACCACCAGAAGAUUAAUAUUGCACAAGAAGAUAAAGGACGAAUUUCUAGGGAGAUUGAAAACGGCAUACAAGAGCAUACUGGAACGAGUCGGAGACCCAUUGGAUGACGGUGUACUGUACGGACCGUUGCACAAUCAGUCAGCGGUCGAUGCAUAUAAGGCAGCAAUUCAGAAAGCUGUAGACGCCGGUGGCACGAUAGAAUUCGGUGGAAAGCAAAUAGAGCGACCCGGUUUCUACGUCGAGCCGACGAUCGUCUCGGGUUUACCGGCCAAAGCUGAGGUGGUGCAACAAGAAACUUUCGCCCCGAUCGUUUACAUCUUGGAGGUGAACUCUCUGGAGGAGGCCAUCGAUUUCAACAACGGCGUCGAGCAAGGCCUGAGCAGUAGUCUCUUUACCAAAAGUAUUGGAAAUGUAUUUCAGUGGAUCGGCCCUCACGGAUCGGAUUGCGGAAUAGUCAACGUCAACAUCGGCACCAGCGGCGCCGAGAUAGGCGGCGCGUUUGGCGGCGAGAAGGCCACGGGCGGGGGCCGCGAGAGCGGGAGCGACGCGUGGAAACAUUACAUGCGGCGCGCCACCAUCACGAUCAAUUACGGAAACGAGCUGCCGCUGGCUCAGGGCAUCAAGUUCGAAUAAAUUGCGAACAGGAGUGGUC